AUGAGCAAUCCAGACGUUGUAACCCUAAAUGUUGGGGGUGUGAAGUUCACCACAUUGGCUUCAACACUUCAGAGGUUCCCAGAAUCCAGACUGGCACACAUGCUGGAUGGCAGCGAUCGGGAUUUCAGGCUUGUAAACGGUCAGUUCUUUGUAGACAGGGAUGGCUCCUUGUUCAGCUACAUACUGGACUAUCUCAGAACUUCUCACUUGACUUUACCCUCUGACUUCUCGGAAUAUGAAAGACUUCAGAGGGAAGCAGAGUUCUACCAACUUCAGGCUCUGGCUGAACAGCUAGGCCAGGAGAACUUUUACCGGCCCAGACAGGAGAUCUUGGAAGUAAGGUUCCUCCUGCAAGAGACACAUGCUUUCUUCCGUGUCUUCUGCUCAUGCAGCAGUACAGUUGAAGCUCUUGCUGACCGUAUUGUAAUGUAUGUAGAACAGCCAAUCGGAGGUCAAGGAUGGAACUUCCCAUUUUCCAACCAGAAACCUCUUGCUCCUGUGCCUCUACAAAGACCCUCACAUCAUGACCUUAUCUUCCAGUGUGGAACAGACUUCGCAACAGGAGAUCAAUUUGGAGCCAGGUAUGUGUCUAUAAAGCCUGAUCAGAGGAAACUACUGAAUGGAACCAACGUUCUGGGACUUUUGCUGGACAUCUUGCUGCGAGAGGGCUUUAGCUUGGUGAGCACAAGAGCUGUAUCAGCGGAGGAGAAGGUAGAGUGUUAUACAUUCCAGAGGAAGAAAAGACCUGAAAUCCUCACCAUCGCUGAAGAUUACAAACAGGAAAAGAACAUCAAUAUUCAAGUGAAACCGAGCAAGUCAACUAAAAAGAAAUGA
Molecule: messenger RNA, 834 nt
Organism: Staurois parvus
Lineage: Eukaryota; Metazoa; Chordata; Amphibia; Anura; Ranidae
Source: the annotation of a GenBank genome assembly